AUGACUGAGACGGUAGCUCACAAAGAAAGCGAGGAUGUGUGCAAGCCGUAUGACCAAUUCAUCCUCUUCGGCGACUCCAUCACCCAAAUGUCUUGCAAUCAGGCACUCGGGUUUGCCUUCGCUGCAGAAUUGCAAGAAGUCUACAGUCGCAAAUUGGAUGUGAUCAACCGAGGCUUCUCAGGUUACACUACUUCCCACGCAAUCAAAGUCUUUCCAAAAUUCUUCCCGUCUCCCCAAACUGCUAAUGUGCGACUCAUGACCAUUUUCUUCGGCGCCAAUGAUGCAUGCGUUCCAAAUCAUGCCCAGCACGUCCCUCUGGAUCAGUACAAGGAGAAUCUGAAAAGCAUAAUCCAACACCCUGCUACUCGGGCUCAAAACCCCUACAUCGUUAUUAUCACUCCGCCGCCAGUCAACGAGUACCAGCUCGAGGUAUUUGACAGUGAGAAAGCUACUCCGCAUCCUAGCCGAACAGCCGCAUACGCGAAGAUGUACUCCGAGGCUGCCCUCGAAGUUGGAGCAUCUCUUAAAGUCCCCGUGGCGGAUGUUUGGACUGCAUUCAUGGAGACUACUGGUUGGAAAGAAGGCCAGCCUCUAGUUGGAUCUCGGAAUCUUCCUAAUAAUGAACAGUUUGCCAGCCUUUUUACGGAUGGAUUGCAUCUGAUGCCAGCCGGAUACCGCAUUGUAUAUGAUGAAUUAUUGAAGGUCAUACGAGCCAAUUGGCCCGAACAGGCCCCUGAGAACCUGCCAAUGGUGUUUCCUGCGUGGACCGAGGCUCCGAAAUGA
Messenger RNA from Penicillium maclennaniae, 783 nucleotides. Its product is annotated as SGNH/GDSL hydrolase family protein. The transcript is spliced from 5 exons. NCBI's taxonomy places the organism in Eukaryota, Fungi, Ascomycota, Eurotiomycetes, Eurotiales, Aspergillaceae. The coding region runs from base 1 to 783 and encodes 260 amino acids. The record is from RefSeq and is a predicted model, not a curated record.